This is a messenger RNA of Podarcis raffonei (Aeolian wall lizard), 930 nucleotides long. RefSeq names its product olfactory receptor 5V1-like. The coding region runs from base 1 to 930 and encodes 309 amino acids. Gene Ontology annotation, molecular function: G protein-coupled receptor activity; olfactory receptor activity. The transcript has a single exon. Lineage: Eukaryota; Metazoa; Chordata; Lepidosauria; Squamata; Lacertidae. The record is from RefSeq and is a predicted model, not a curated record. Gene Ontology annotation, biological process: G protein-coupled receptor signaling pathway. Gene Ontology annotation, cellular component: membrane.
AUGGAAGGUAACAAUCAAACUUCUGUGACAGAAUUCAUCUUACUGGGCUUCUCUGGCUUCUCUCAAGCACAAUUUCCCCUCUUUGUGGCCUUUGUAUCUGCCUAUGCAGGAGCUCUGGUGGGCAACUUUUGUAUCAUCACAUUGAUCAGGGUCUGUCACACACUUCACACUCCUAUGUACUUUUUCCUGGUCAACCUCUCCAUCCUGGACAUUUGCACCAUCACUGCAAUCAUUCCCCAGAUGCUGUUGAAUUUAAUGGAUGAGAAAAAGACCAUCUCCUUCCAAUGCUGCUUAACACAGGCUUAUUUCUUUGUCAUCUUCCUGGCCACUGAACUACUGUUGUUGGCUGUGAUGGCUUUUGACCGCUAUGUAGCCAUCUGCCAACCUUUGCGCUACACCAUCAUCAUGAGCCAGAAAGUCUGCAGUUACUUAGUGAUUGGGACAUGGGUGCUUGGUAUCCUACUUGCCAAUGUUCAUGUUCUCUCUGUCCUCCGCUUGUCCUUCUGUGGACCCAGUACUAUCAACCACUUCUUUUGCGAGCUACCACCACUGCUUCAGCUCUCCUGCACAGACACAACCUUCAACCAGUAUCUAAUGUUGGUGACAGACCUCUUUUUGGGCUUUGGUUGCUUUCUGAUGACUCUAGUCUCUUACAUCUACAUUGUUUCCUCUAUCCUGAAGAUCCAAUCAGUGCAAGGGAAGAAAAAGGCUUUCUCCACAUGUUCCUCUCAUUUGAUGGUGGUGACACUUUUCUACAGUUCAGUCAUUUACACUUAUGUUAGACCUCCAUCCAUGUACCUUGACACGGACAAAAUUGUAGCAGUAUUGUACACAGUGAUCACCCCUAUUCUCAACCCCCUUAUCUAUAGUCUAAGGAACAAGGAGGUCAAAGAGGCAUUCAAGAAGUUUGUGAGGCUAGACAGAAACUAA